GUUUUCCCUGCUCUAGCUGGUGGAUGAGAUAAUCCCACUUCCUAAGUCCUAACCGGCAUGUAAAUACCCUCUUGCCUCCACUUCCUUCCUUACUCUCUCAAUAUGGCUUUCGCAACUCUUCGUAACUCUAUCCCUUCACCGACUCGCCUGGUCCGUUCUACCAUGUCGUUCUCACAACAAGCGCGCCAGCAACUCCAGAGUCGCUCCUACUCUUUCGCUUCAUAUCUGGUAACUCCUAAAGAGUUGGACACUGCUUUGAAAAAGAACCCAGCUACAAAGAUCUCAACCGCCCCACGCGUAGUCCCUCUAUGCGCCGCCUGGUUCAUGCCAAACGACCCCGAGGGUCGCAAAGGUAUCGACAUUUUCCGCAAACACCGCAUCCCCGGAGCUCGUUUCUUCGACCUCGAUGCUGUCAAAGAUCAUGAAUCUCCAUACCCGCACAUGCUUCCCACCGCCGAAACAUUCGCCGAAGCCAUGAGCGAGCUGGGUAUUCGCCGGGACGACGAAGUGGUGGUCUACGACUCCGCGGAGGUCGGUAUCUUCAGCGCGCCUCGUGUUGGUUGGACCCUUCGAGUCUUCGGACACCCGCGAGUCCAUGUUCUGAACAACUACAAAGUAUGGGUUGCCGAGGGUUUCCCCACGGAGACUGGAGAGCCCCAGCAGCCUGAGAAGACCAACUACCCUGUCCCCACCUACGACUCCAAGCUCGUGAUCCCGUACCGGGAGCUGAAGGAGAUCGCCAAGGAGCACAGAAAGGAAGGUGCGAAAGAAGUGGAGAUCCUUGAUGCACGGUCCUAUGGCCGCUGGGCGGGCACCGACCCUGAACCGCGCCCGGGCUUGUCUUCAGGGCACAUCCCGGGCUCUAAGAGCCUUCCGUUCCAGGAGUUGCUGGACCCCGAAACCAAGACGUUCCUGCCCGGCCCCGAGCUGCGCAGGAUUUUCGAGAGCAAGGACAUCGACACUAGUAAGUCGAUUAUCAGCUCGUGCGGUACCGGUGUAACGGCGACUAUCAUCGAGACGGCAUUGGCCGAGGCGGAAUACGGCGAGCCAAACCUUCGGAGGGUUUAUGAUGGGAGCUGGACUGAAUGGGCACAACGUGUUAAGCCCGAAGAAGGUCUGAUUAAGAAGACGGUCUAGACAAUGCGAAUUUUGAUGGCCUAGCCCGGUGCUUAUUAUCCAGAGUCUGGGAUAUUAUUAUUGGUAUGACAUGAUGGUUUUUUCCUUCUCUCAAUUGUUCCAACUUGUUCGAGCGACAGCACAUACCAGGAGAUUACUCCAACUCGAGUCAUAAACUGUACGCAAAGGAUGAAAUGUCCCGAAUAGAAGACUUGUGUGUAAUGGUGACCAUGAACGAUUUCAGUUACGG
Molecule: messenger RNA, 1366 nt
Organism: Aspergillus aculeatus ATCC 16872
Lineage: Eukaryota; Fungi; Ascomycota; Eurotiomycetes; Eurotiales; Aspergillaceae
Product: sulfurtransferase
Exons: 2
Coding region: 103-1137 (344 amino acids)
Biological process (GO): transsulfuration
Cellular component (GO): mitochondrion
Molecular function (GO): thiosulfate-cyanide sulfurtransferase activity
Source: RefSeq, a predicted model, not a curated record